This is a messenger RNA of Thlaspi arvense, 5459 nucleotides long. The record is from the annotation of a GenBank genome assembly. Lineage: Eukaryota; Viridiplantae; Streptophyta; Magnoliopsida; Brassicales; Brassicaceae.
AAGAGAGAAAUAGUUAUUUAUUAAAUUGAAAACGGUAAUGCGAUAUUCGAAUUCAAUUUAGAUAAGCUUGUACAAGGAGUUCGAAAUUAUUCCAACAGCAAAGUGAAGAUGGAUUGAAAUUACGAUUAACAAAAAAGAAAAUGAAAAUUAUAUAAGAAUCAGACAUGAAAACAAGAGAACAAGAGCCUGAGACAAGACUUGAGCGAGUUUCCAAGUGAGUCACUCGUCUUCUUAAACUUGAUCAUCUUUUUGUUCUUAAACCACUUGCUCUGUUUCUUGGACGACAAGUUUGCUUCAUCCUCGUAGCUUUUGAACGUGUAGCUUCGGAGAUAUUUCUGUCUGUUGAAUCUAUAAACCUCUGGGCUUAUGAACCUAACAUAAUCUCCUGGUGACUGAAAAGCUUGGUCCUUUGCAAUCUUGUCGACUCCCAUGACUGCGUUUUGAACAUCUUUGAUCAUCAUUUUUGUCGACUAUCACCGAAGAAGUUGUUCGUACCUUUUAUAUAUCGUGGCCUGCACUGAGAAAUGUGGUAGCGCCACGUAUGCGAAAAACACAGCUGGAAGCCUGGACCACAAGUGUGAAGUGUUUCUCUUUCAUUCGGUCGCCGUCUCCUUUUUCUUUUCUUCGCCCUCACGACCGAUUCAACACAUAAAGAGUGAAAGUAUUUAUUUUGUUCGGGAAAUUUCUGGAAACUCUCCUGGAAGAUCUGUCGUUGUUUCUUUCCACUUGAGGAAAAGGAAAGGAAAAAAGCUUCUUUUGUUGGGCUGCAACGAAACCCAAAAAGCCAUGGCCUCUCCAUCUUCUUCUGCGUUAGCAGCAGCAUCUCACCAACGGCUUGGCUCAAGUGCCGUGCUCUUGGCUAAUCUUGUGUUUGUCAGAUUCUUCUGUUUCCUUUGGAUAUCUGUUUCGUCUCAGGGAAAAGGUUGGCCAGAUCGGCGAAGAAGUGGGAUUCAGAGGAUGUGGUGCCUCCCCUGCUUCAAACCCUCCACUUCUGUGGAUCCUUUUGAAGCAGAAACUGAUAUCGCCAUACAAGUUUCACGGCAUGAUGCUGAUGUUCAAGAAGCUGAACAUCUUGCUUCAGCCAUUCAAGAAUCUUCUCGUCUUCGUCAACAAGAGGAGGCAGAGGAAAGAAGGCGCGCCAGAGAGUUAGAAGUGGAUGCGCAGAUAGCAAAUGGGGUUUUAUACGAGGAAAGAGAAAGGCAGAUUAAUAAUCAACCACCAUUGAAUGGCGAAGAUUAUGACCAGCUUGCUAAGACUGUUGAGAAGAGUUUAAAGGCGAAAGACGAAAAAAAACAGUUUGAAGAACAAGUGAGGGAGGAUGAACAGUUUGCUCUGAUUGUUCACGAGAGUCUCAACAUGGUAGAGUCUCCUCCUCAUGUUGAAGAACAUAGAAGUGUUUCUCGUAGAGCUCUGUUGAAUGCAGAUGAGCAGCUUGCUAAGGCUGUUGAGGAGAGUUUAAAGGAGAAAGGCAAAGUAAAGCAAGUUGAAGAUGAACAAGAGAAGAAGGAUGAACAGCUUGCCGUGGUUGUUCAGGAGGGUCUAAACAUGGUAGUGUCUCCUCCUCGACAUGAAGAAAAUAGCAACAUUUCCUCCAGGGCUCCGUUGGAUGAUGAAGAUGAGCAGCGGAUUAUCUGGGAGAGUUUGAAGGGGAAGGGUCAAAUGAAGCAAGCGGAAGAUGAGGUGGAAGCAGAUGGCAAGCUCAUAGAGGUGAAUCCUCCUCGUAGCAUGUGUUGUGAAUGCAACUCUGAGAUUGAAGACGGAAGAUCAAUCAAUGUAUCGGGUGUUCUUUGGCAUCCUGAAUGUUUUUGUUGUGUUGCUUGCCACAAGCCAAUUGCUAUCCACGAGGUUAAAAACCAUGUUUCAAACUCAAGAGGCAAGUUUCACAAAUCCUGCUGUCACCGGUACUGCUAUGUCUGCAAAGAGAAAGUAAAGAUUAGAAUGUUCAAUCAACAUCCUUUCUGGGAGGAGAAAUACUGCCCUGCUCAUGAAUUUGACGGAACUCGCAAGUGUCUCAGUUGCGAGAGGUUAGAGCCUAAGGGAACGAACUUCGUAAUGCUUGAUGAUGGUAGGUGGCUAUGCCUAGAAUGCAUGGAAUCAGCGGUUAUGGAUACUUACGAAGCCCAGCCUCUGCACUUUGAAAUCCGUGAGUUCUUCGAAGGCUUAAACAUGAAGAUUCAGAAAGAAUUUCCUUUUCUUUUGGUGGAGAAACAAGCCCUCAAUAAAGCCGAGGAGGAAGAGAAGAUUGACAAUCAGGGCGGGAUGGUAACCAGAGGUAUUUGCCUGUCUGAAGAGCAGAUCGUCACAAGUGUCUCGGAAAGGCCCAGGAUGGGGCCGAACAAGAAGCAGCUAAUAGGCAUGCGUAGGGAAUCUCAAAGGGUUGCGAGUGAGUGCGAGGUCACUGCGAUUCUCAUCUUAUAUGGACUUCCCAGGUUACUAACUGGAUACAUCUUGGCUCACGAGAUGAUGCAUGCUUAUCUUCGACUCAAUGGACAUAGGAAUCUUAACAAUGUUCUGGAAGAAGGAAUAUGCCAAGUGUUGGGACACAUGUGGUUGGAUUCUCAGAGGUACGCCCCCAUUGAUGAUGCUGCAGCUUCAUCGUCAGCUUCUACUUCUUCUUCCCGCACUCCUGAAGCCAUUGCGUCGAAGAAAGGCGAAUGGUCUGAUUUCGAGAAGGAGCUGGUGAAGUUUUGCAAGUAUCAGAUAGAGACAGAUGAAUCACCAGUCUACGGUGAUGGUUUCAGGAAAGUUAACCAGAUGGUGACAAAUUCCAGCCUGCAGGCAACCCUCAAAGAGAUUCUUCGCCGGAGUUGAAGACGAUCCCAGAUUCAAAUUCCGCCACGAACGACAUAAUACCAUAUACAUAUGAUACACACGUUUUCCUGGGUUCUUGUAGCCAUCACUUAAGUACACACCUUUUCGGCUUUUCCCUUGUUUGGUUUGGUGAGUGUGUGUAAACUGUUUUUUUUUUUUGUUUUCAGUUAAGCUUGUGUUUCUUUCUUCUUUCGUCUUCCGGUUAAAGUUGGAACCUUUAAAGGAUCUUGCGACUGCAUCUUCGUGGGAUUCAAUUCUUGCGUUGGAUAUCCAUUCCCGCCUAAACCAAAAGUGUUUUUUGUUCUCCUGUUAAUUUUAUUCAGAUAUAAUUAAUUUCAUACAAAAUUCGUUUUAUACAGUGAAAGCUCUGUCUUUCGCAGUUGGGGCAGUCUCACUCGUUUCUUGUUUCACGAAAGCACACCAGUUGUUCGACAAUUUGUCCCAACCACCACUAUUUGAUUCUUUCGUCAACGUGAGAUUAGAGAUGUUUGCCCUGAAGCUGUCGACCUCCGUUAAGCCACUUCAUCCCGCAAAAAUCCAGCAAAUUCGAUUAUUUUCGCGUGAUCCAUUCCCAAACAAAGUCCAGCACUACCUUUACCGAGCAAGCCUCAUCGACUCUAUCCGCCUCAGCCUCCGCUCCACCACAGCCUCGGAAACGAGUCUAGCAAGUCUUUUGAACCACCGUCUUCUCGAUUCCUUUGUCGUGAAGAACGCUCUACGCUCAUCUCCUUCCGUCGCUUCUGCUUGGUCCAUCUUCAAAACCCUUACCAAACAAAACCCUCGAUUUUCAUCCGAAACUGAGACCCUUCACUCCUUCGCCACUGUUCUUGCCAAGUUCCAGCGAUCUUCAGAGCUUCGGUCUCUUAUUGGAGUUGUCAAUGCUGGGAAAUUCGGCCAUGUUCAUUUCAGCUUUAUGAAUCUCAUGAACUUGUACGCCACCGCUGGUGAUUUCGACUCGGUUCUCAAGACCUGGGACGAGUAUAGAUGCUCGGGAGAGGAUAAGAAAGGCUGCACUGAGUCCUAUAACAUCGUUAUGCAGGUUUGCAUGAGUUUAGGUAAAGAUUCCGAGGCCGUGCAAACUUUUGAUCAGAUGAUCCACGAAGGAGGUAUUCCGAAUUCAAGAACAUUCACAAUUAUGAUUGAGCAUCUUUUGGGUUUGGGGAAUCUUGAUGCAGCCAUGAAGAUUUUCGAGACCUUGCCGUUGAUGAGAAUCGCAAGGACUCUGAAGCAUUAUGCGGUUUUGGUUGAAGCCUUUGUUGGCGCGCAACGGUAUGGCGCAGUCAAGACUCUGCUUGCUGAGAUGAAAGCUGAUGGGAAAUUUCCAAGUAGACGCAUGCUUGAGCCUCUGAAACGCAUGAGAGAGGCUGGAUUUGAACAAGAAACUCAAGAGUUCUUGAGAGAAAUGUUGCCUGAUGAGAGAAUCAAGGACAUUUCCAUGUAUUCUAUGGACAAUCCCAGCGACACCGAAGAAGAAAAAGAGGACGAUGAUGUUACUGAAUGUCAAGUGAAGUUGAAGCCAUGGCUGGAUCCAAAAGCUCUAGCAAGCUCGUUAAAUAAGUGGAGCUCUGAUGCAGUCACAGCUUUGGAAGAAGCUAACUUCGUGUGGACAAAUAUUUUGGUCUGCAAGAUGCUAAGAAGCUUCAAAUCAUCUGAAACCGCAUGGAGUUUCUUCUGCUGGGUAGCGACUCAACCCGGGUUUACACAUGACGCCUACACUAUUGAGAGAAUGAUGGCUAUGUUAGCACGCAACGGUCAUGUUGAGCUGGUCGAUAAGCUCAUUUCGAAGGUGAGAAUCGAAGGGAUCAAACUACCAUUCAGCACCAUCAGGCUGAUCAUUGAUCUCUACGGGAUUUCAAAGAAACCAGAAGCAGCCAUCAAGGUUUUCCGCCAAGACAGAACACUAUGCGGUUCGAUUCCGGAUUUCAACCUCAUGCUGUUGUACUCAUCCCUCUUGAGGACGCUAACAAAGUGCAAGAGAAACGCGGAAGCUUUGGAAACGCUAGAAGAGAUGGUUUCGACCGGGAUAUCUCCCGAUAUCCAGACGUUUUCGGGUUUAAUGUAUCACUUUGCACUGCAGGGGGAGAUUCAGACAGUUCAGAGACUUUUCUCGAUGGUGAGACAGAUUGGUCUGGAGCCAGAUCCUUACAUGCUAAAGGUUCUAGUUCAGGCGUAUUGCAGGUGCGAGAGAGCAGUGCUUGCAUACAGAGUGUUCCAAGACAUGAAGGAUAUGAAACUGAAGCCUGACAGAGAGACGAAAGAGCUGCUUGUGAGGAGUCUGUGGAGAGAAGAGAAGCGAAAAGAGGCGGCUGCGGUUGAAGAAAGCAGCUACUGCGACGAGGAAGGGAAGAAGAGCAAUAGCAUAUUGCGUUUGGCGUUGAAGGGUCAUGUGUGGAAUAUUAGUUCUACGGACAUUGCUCGAGUCUACGGUCUCUACCGCGAUUGUGUAUUGAGAACUUCGACUUAACUAACAAACCAUUCCAUGUUUGUUUUUAAAAAAAAAGAAAAACAAUUGGGUUGCAACUGGAAGAAUUAGAGUCUAUUGGGCCUAAAUAGAAUCUAUUGCUAAUGAUCGUGUACGGCCCAUAAGGUAUGCUGCAAAUAUCUCAAAUCUGGUAUUAAUUAAUGGGCCACGCACGCCUUCUAAUUAA